Messenger RNA from Lactuca sativa (garden lettuce), 1481 nucleotides. It is a transcript of the gene SLP1, whose product is annotated as Calcineurin-like metallo-phosphoesterase superfamily protein. Lineage: Eukaryota; Viridiplantae; Streptophyta; Magnoliopsida; Asterales; Asteraceae. The record is from RefSeq and is a predicted model, not a curated record. Gene Ontology annotation, molecular function: hydrolase activity.
GGUUUAGAAAGCAACGAAGAAAAAAUCGGAGACAAAAAAGCGAAGAUAAAAAAAUCGUGGUUGUAGUGGACGCCAUCCGCCAUUGUUAUUCAAGCUUCGACCAAGUGAGCAACACAGAAAUGGUGAUGGCUUCCUUGUCCCUCAAUUCCUUACCUGUGCAACCACCUUCUCAGCACUGUCGCAAACUCAUUGAUGCUCCAUCAUCAACUUCUCUUAACUACGGAACCGGCGCCGGCGGCUCCUUAAAACCCAUAGUCAUAUCCGGUGACCCUCCGACGUUCGUAUCCGCUCCCGGUCGCCGCAUCGUUGCCGUUGGGGAUUUGCAUGGGGAUCUUUCCAAAGCAAGAAGCGCACUUGAGUUAGCUGGAGUCUUGAGCUCAGAUGGUAGAGACACUUGGACUGGCCAAGAAACAGUCUUGGUUCAGCUUGGAGAUAUACUCGACAGAGGUGAAGAUGAAAUCGCUAUAUUAUCUUUAUUAAGGUCACUGCAAAUACAGGCUAAAGAACAUGGUGGUGCUGUUUUUCAGGUGAAUGGAAAUCAUGAAACUAUGAACAUUGAAGGGGAUUUUAGAUAUGUUGAUUCGGGGGCAUUUGAUGAGUGUUCAGACUUUCUAGAAUACUUGGAUGAUUGUGAACAUAAUUGGGAAGAUGCUUUCUCAAGCUGGGGUCAAGUGUCAGAAAGUUGGAAAGAAGAACGUAAAUUGGCACAGAGUUCAUGGGGACCAUGGAACCUAGUCAAGCGGCAAAAGGGAGUAAUUGCAAGAUCGGUUCUUUUAAGACCCGGAGGUCCAUUAGCAUCUGAAUUAGCCAGACACCCUGUUGUUCUUAAAGUUGAUGAUUGGGUGUUUUGUCAUGGUGGCCUUCUUCCCCACCAUGUUACUUAUGGCAUAGAGAAGAUAAACAAUGAGGUAUCUAAAUGGAUGAAUAAUGUUGGUGAAGAUGAUGAAUCGCAAAUACCAUUUAUAGCUACUAGAGGAUACGAUAGUGUUGUGUGGAAUCGUUUAUACUCUAGAGACACCACUGAUUUAGAAGAUUAUCACAUUGAACAGAUUCAGUCUAUACUUGACACUACACUUCAAGUGGUUGGAGCAAAAGCUAUGGUGGUGGGUCAUACUCCACAAACUACAGGUGUCAAUUGUAAGUAUAAUUGUAGCAUUUGGCGCAUUGAUGUGGGGAUGUCUAGUGGGGUUCUUGAUUCAAGACCUGAGGUUUUAGAAAUAAGAGGCGAUAAAACAAGGGUAAUAAGGAGCGAAUCAGAGACAUUCAAUGAACUUCAGGCAGUUGAUUAUAUGUAGAAUGAAUGAAAAAGUUGCUACUCUAGAAAAAUUUCAUGUCUAUACUGGGGGAUAUGUAUAUAAACUAAAAGGGUAUUUAUGGAAUAAAAGUUGUUUGGUUGAUGUAUAUUUACAUUACAUGGCAACAAACAAGAUGUAAUCAUAUUACUUAUUAAUAUUUGAAAGAGAAACAAUUUGUUGCUUUUA